Molecule: messenger RNA, 4578 nt
Organism: Cladocopium goreaui
Lineage: Eukaryota; Dinophyceae; Suessiales; Symbiodiniaceae
Source: the annotation of a GenBank genome assembly
AUGCCGCGGAAGCCCGAUGGCGUCACACAUCUGCAGAUCACAAUCGCGGUGUUGACGGAGACCCACAGGCCAGUGACAUCCACGCGUGUAAGACUCACAGAUCAGCAGACGUCUCUGGUUGUGAAGUCAGACUUACGAGUGUCAGAGCUCAAAGCGAAAGCAAUCGAUGCCCUUGGUCUAGUAAUAUUGAAUCUCAUCAAGGACAAUGGUGAGAACUUGCUGGAGCAUCUUACGCUGAAGGAAGCCGGCAUCGGGGACCAGGACAUCUUGGCUGCUCAUGUGGCGGACAGCGUUCGCAUUUUCACCAACAGUGGAGCCUUCGCACAACUGAAGGCAGAUGGCUCAGUGCUGACCUGGGGUGACCCAGAGAGUGGUGGUGACUCACGCUUUGUGCAGAUGUGCCUGGAAGGCAGUAUUGUCGACAUUUUCUCCACACACACAGCGUUUGCAGCGCUGAAGGACGACGGGCGCAUCAUUACCUGGGGGAAUCCUUUGGCCGGCGGCGACUGCUCCUCUGUGGAAUCGCAGCUCCAGGACGUGACAUUCAUUCUUGGCAACCAAGAGGCCUUUGUUGCACUGAAGAAUGAUGGAGGCGUAGUUGCCUGGGGCAAUCCGGCAUUUGGUGGCGAUCUGGGUGCUGCACGGCCGUUGCUCCAAAACGGAGUUCAACGUCUUUGCGCAACAGGGAGCGCGUUUGCAGCUCUCAAAAAGGACGGUCGAGUGGUGGCCUGGGGCAACCCUGCAGCUGGAGGUGAGACGCGGUAUGUCUACGACCAGCUUCAGCGCGACGUGCGCUAUGUGACAUCGAAUCAACAUGCCUUCGUGGCUGUGCGUCGUGAUGGCACAGUAGUUGCCUGGGGAGAUCCAGUCAGAGGGGGCGACGUCACUCCAGUUUUUUCAAAGCUGAAGCAAGGCAUCAAAAUGAUUUGUCCCAACACUGUUGCCUUUGCCGCGCUGAUGGAAGACAACUCUGUCGUGGCUUGGGGAUUGGCAUCGGGUGGUGGCUCCACAAGGGAAGUCAAGGCCCAACUGCGAUCGAAGGUUGUUGCUUUGCAUUCAACAGACCAGGCCUUCUCCGCUUUGAAAGAAAGUGGAAAUGUCAUCUCCUGGGGCAAUGAAUCCGAUGGAGGAGACAUUUUGGCACGACCUGAGGAUCGUGGUGAGGUGGCGAAGAUUUUCUGCACAGAGCACGCCUUUGCUGCUUUAGAUAGACGUGAGGGCCGCGUGUGCUGUUGGGGGCACAAGGAUUAUGGAGGAGAAACUGAUCAUAUUUUUGCGGAGCUGGUGGGCAUCUACGAAAUAUGUGGCACUGCCUAUGCGUUCGCUGCCCUCAAGCAUGAUGGCACUGUUCUGACCUGGGGACACCCAGCCUAUGGUGGCAAUCCAGGAGCUUGCAAGGCACAGUUGGCUGCUGGCAAGGCGUCCAAGCUGGGGUUGGAUCGGAUCGCCAAGCAGAAGCGCUUGGAAAAGGAGAUCACCAAAGGUCCGGUGGCUGCAUUGUCAUUAGAUGCCGAUCCUUUGGCUGAUGCACCGAAGCCAACUGUGCAGCAGAUUGAACAGGGCAAGCAGCGCAAACGCAUCACUGCAGAGUCUGGUUCUGAAGCUUCUGGCGAGGAAGAGACUGAGACGGUUCCUCAGCCCAAGGCAAAGGACAAGAAUGGCCGAGGUCCCCGAAGCCGAAGUCGCAGUCCCCAGAAGCGAGAUAGCCGGACAAGCUCGGCUGAUCUUUGGGAAGCAGCAAAAGACAUUCGGGCGAAGAUCAGUCAGAUGGGUGAUGAACCCAAGACUCAGAAGCCGUUAGCUGGUCAGCCCUUGUUCUUCAAGGGCAAUCGAGCAAACAUCAAGGAAGAAGAUGUAAAGCAAGAGCCUGGAGAGGAAGCGUCCAAGAUCAAGACCCGCGAUAACAAGGACUUGCAGUACCACAACAUCACAGACAAAGUCAUGACGAAGAAUGAGAUUGAGGAGAAGAUCAAAGCAGAGGCGGAAAUUGAUGCAUACGAAGAAGGCAAGCUGGAAAGAGAUUGGUAUAUGGCCGAAGAAGGUGGAGCUGCACAAGGAAUGGACGACGUAGAUCCUGCUCGAGAGGCAGAGAGGGAGGAGAAGAAGAAGCGUCAGCUAGCGCAGGUGGCUCGGGUGAACAUCCGCCAGCAGAUGAAGAACGAAGCCAAUGAGAUGUGGGAGCUGAACAGGCUCGGCGCUAUGGGUUUGGCUGAGAGAAAGGAAGUGAACUUGGAUUUCUCCAAGGAAGAUGACGAGAAACGAGUUGCUGUGGUGGUUCGCGAGACCACCCCUCCAUUCUUAGAUGGGCGAAAAGUCUUCACCACCCAAACCGAAGCUGUGAGCGCUGUAAAAGAUCCCACUUCAGAUAUGGCGGUGUUUUGUAAGCAGGGCUCCAAAGUGGUGCGCCAAGUCCGGGAGGAGCAAGACCAGGGGAAGUUCCGGCAGCGAUUCUGGGAGCUGUCAGGUUCCAAGAUGGGAAACAUCAUGGGCGUCAACAAGAAGACAGACAAUGAGAACAAGGAGGAUGAUGUGUCUGACGACGAGUUUGACCACAAGGCGAGCAACCAGUACGGCCAAGCUUUGAAAAAGCAGAAGACAGAGGCCCAGUCCGAAUUUGCCAAAACAAGAACCAUCAAACAGCAAAGAGAAAGCUUACCAGUCUACCAGGUCCGCCAAGAUUUGAUCGACCUCCUGCGUGAGCACAACAUCUUGGUCUGUGUGGGCGAGACAGGGUCCGGCAAGACCACCCAACUUACACAGUACUUGCACGAGGCGGGCUACACUGUGAAUGGCCAGAUCGGAUGUACUCAGCCCAGGCGUGUCGCAGCUGUGUCGGUGGCAAAGCGAGUGGCGGACGAAUUUGGAUGCGAACUGGGCACUAAGGUCGGCUACUCCAUCCGCUUCGAGGACUGCACUAGCGAGUCCACCAUCAUCAAGUAUAUGACAGAUGGUGUGCUGUUGCGUGAGACACUGUUUGAGCCUGACUUGGACCGCUAUUGCGCUGUCAUCAUGGACGAAGCGCACGAACGAUCCCUCAACACCGAUGUGCUGUUUGGAGUUUUGCGUUCGGUCGUUGGAAGACGGCAUGAUUUCAAGCUCAUCAUCACCUCAGCCACCAUGGAUGCUGACAAGUUUGCAAGGUUUUUUGGCAACGUUCCAGUUUUCAACAUCCCGGGUCGGACCUUUCCAGUUGAGACCUUUUAUGCGCGAAGUACAGCGCAGGACUAUGUGGAUGCAGCCGUGCAGCAAGCCAUUGCUAUCCACGUGGGUCAGGACACUGGCGAUGUUCUCAUCUUCAUGACUGGGCAGGAAGACAUUGAGGCUACUUGUGUGCUCCUAGCCGAUCGCAUUUCGCAGGUGGGUGAAGAAGUGCCUCCUGUGACCAUUUUGCCAAUCUACUCCCAGCUACCAUCAGACUUGCAGGCCAAGAUCUUUGAGAGCAGCGAUAAGAGAAAGAUCAUUGUGGCCACCAACAUUGCAGAGACCUCGCUGACCGUGGAUGGCAUCAAGUACGUCAUAGAUACAGGCUACUGCAAGCUGAAAAUCUACAACCCCAAGAUGGGAAUGGACAGCUUGCAAGUGACACCUAUUUCGCAAGCCAAUGCAAACCAGCGCCGUGGCCGUGCUGGGCGCACAGGGCCUGGAGCAUGCUGGCGGCUCUACACAGAGAGUGCCUAUGUCUCCGAAAUGCUUACCAUGACUAUUCCGGAGAUUCAACGUACCAAUCUUGCCAACGUGGUGCUGCUCUUGAAAUCGAUGGGCAUCAAAGAUUUGCUCUCCUUUGGCUUCAUGGAUCCACCGCCACAGGACACAAUCUUGAACUCUUUGUUCCAGCUCUGGAUGCUGGGUGCGUUGGACAAUCUCGGUGACAUCACGAAACUGGGAAACAAGAUGGCGCAAUUCCCAUUGGACCCACCACUGUCCAAAAUGCUCAUUGUUGGUGAAGAGAUUGGCUGUAGCUCGGAGAUUAUGAGCAUUGUGUCCAUGCUCUCGGUGCCAUCGAUCUUUUUCCGACCAAAGGACCGUGCAGAUGAAAGCGACGCUGCAAGAGAGAAGUUCUUUGUCCCGGAAAGUGAUCACUUGACCUUUUUGAACGUUUACCAGCAGUGGGGCCACAAUGGCUACAGUGCCAAGUGGUGUGGAGAUCACUUUGUUCACCAGAAGUCACUGAAAAAGGUUCGUGAAGUGCGCGGGCAGCUGGAGGAGAUUAUGCAGCAACAGCACCUGCAAAUCAACUCCAUUGGCACUGACUGGGAUCAGGUCCGCAAAGCCAUUUGCGCAGGGUACUUUCACAAUGCCAGCAAGCUUCGUGGCAUUGGUGAGUAUGUGAAUCUCCGGUCGCGGAUCCCUGCAAAUUUGCAUCCAACUAGCUCGCUGUAUGGCCUCGGCUACACGCCUGACUACGUAGUUUACCAUGAGGUCAUGUACACCGUCAAGGAAUACAUGCAGACAGUCACCGCAGUAGAUCCAUACUGGUUGGCUGAGCUUGGCCCCAUGUUCUUCUCUGUCAAGGAGUCGAGCAAGGGGCUUAUGGACGGAGUGCAUGUUGUUGCUUUGAACGUGGGUCUUGUUGGCUAA